Messenger RNA from Pungitius pungitius (ninespine stickleback), 5663 nucleotides. Its product is annotated as paired amphipathic helix protein Sin3a-like. The record is from RefSeq and is a predicted model, not a curated record. The coding region runs from base 333 to 4280 and encodes 1315 amino acids. The transcript is spliced from 21 exons. Gene Ontology annotation, cellular component: Sin3-type complex; chromatin. NCBI's taxonomy places the organism in Eukaryota, Metazoa, Chordata, Actinopteri, Perciformes, Gasterosteidae. Gene Ontology annotation, biological process: negative regulation of transcription by RNA polymerase II. Gene Ontology annotation, molecular function: transcription corepressor activity.
ACUGGCUCGCCGCCCUUACUGUAUUUGUUUUCAUUCUGGAGAUCUGACCAAUCGGCGUUUAGACUGGGCGGAGUUUAGCCCGCCUUCUUGUUAGACACGCCUCUAUGUUCAGGGAACACCGCUUCAUACAUACACUGUUGUUAGCGACAUAGCCUCUACGGCCAAUUUCAUUUUUUGACAUUCACACCGGCUGCCACUUCUUAGAACUUAUUCUUUUCCGUCACGGACAGGUGAAGGCGCGGGUAGCGGUUUCCUGGCGGGCUCCCGAUUUACUGGUGGGUCAAAUUGUUGCUGGUGGCAGUCCUGCGAGCCCCUUGGAGUAUGCGUGUAAAAUGAAGAGGCGCGUGGAGGACCAGGAACCAAUAUUUGCGCCUCAGCAACAGCAAGCACGUCGCCCCCCAGUUCAAGGCAUUGCAGACAGCUUCCAGCACCGGGCCCUCGCCCCGGCCUCUUCCGUGACAGAGGCCCCUGCAGACAACAUGCAGCCCUCCCCCGGCAUCCAGUACUCCCUUCCCCAAGGCUACCAGGUGCCCACAAUGCCCCAGAGCACGAGUGGACACGGACACAACACCGCUGCUCCUCAUGUCGGCCCCAACGCUCACGCCCUGGCGGUGCAGUCCCAGGGCCCUGCGGCGGUCCAGGGUCACGUUCAUCCACCGGCACCCAUGACCUCGGCCCAAGGACAGCAGUUUCAGCGACUGAAGGUCGAAGACGCCUUGUCCUAUCUGGAUCAGGUGAAGCUGCAGUUUGGGAACCAGCCACAAGUUUACAAUGACUUCCUUGAUAUUAUGAAAGAGUUCAAGUCACAGAGCAUCGACACCCCUGGAGUCAUCAACCGCGUCUCCCAGCUGUUUAAGGGCCAUCCGGACCUCAUCAUGGGCUUCAACACUUUCUUGCCACCCGGAUACAAGAUCGAGGUUCAGACCAACGAUCUGGUCAACGUGACCACGCCGGGUCAGAUCCACUACAUCACCCCUCACGGGAUCUCUGUUCAGAACAUCCCCAUGAGCGGAGCGUCCAGCCAACCCGCCAGCCACAACCAGCACCAGAGUCUGCCACAGGCCGGCCCGCACGCCGCCGCCACCACCACCACCACCACCACCACCACCACCACCAACACAGCCGCCACCCCCACCCCGCCGGCCCCCACCCCGCCAACCGCCACCCUGCCGGCUCCUAACAAAACCAGCAAGCCGAUUCAGUCUCCGGCGCACACGCCCACCAGCCAGCCCAACCCAUCCAUCCCCUCCUACGCCUCACCGCGCUCCCCCUCCGUCCAAUCGCACACACCCGUGAGCAGCACGCCGUCCGGUGGGCCGCCCCUCCAGAACAACCAGCCCGUGGAGUUCAACCACGCCAUCAAUUACGUCAACAAGAUCAAGAACCGCUUCCAGGGUCAGCCGGACAUCUACAAAGCCUUCCUGGAAAUCCUGCACACAUACCAGAAGGAACAACGAAAUGCUAAAGAGGCGGCUGGCAACUACACCCCGUCGCUGACGGAGCAGGAAGUCUACACUCAGGUGGCGAAGCUCUUCAAGAACCAGGAGGACCUGUUGUCAGAGUUCGGACAGUUCCUCCCUGAUGCAAACAGCACAAUGCUGCUGGGAAAGACUACACCAGACCGGGUGGAGUCUGUGCGUAAUGAUCACGGCGGCACGGUGAAGAGACCUUUACUGAGCAGCAAACAGCGACUGAGCCAGAACGGCCUGCCAAUCAGGAGACCACCUGGGGUGGGAGUCCCGCCUGUCAAGAAAAAGCCCAAAAUAUUAGGGAAGGAUCACAGCAUGAUCGAGGUGGGCAAACACAGCACCAGCACUGAAACAAUGUUCUUCGAGAAGGUGAAGAAGGCUCUGCGGAGCUCCGAGGCGUACGACAACUUCCUGCGGUGUCUUCACAUUUUCAACCAGGAAGUGAUCUCUCGCGCCGAGCUGGUCCAGUUAGUCAUCCCGUUCCUCGGCAAAUUCCCGGAGCUUUUCACGUGGUUCAAGAACUUCCUGGGCUACCGAGAGUCGAGCCACGGCGAGUCGAGCCACGUGGAGAGUUUACCCAAGGAGCGAGCGACCGAGGGCAUCGCCAUGGAGAUCGACUACGCCUCCUGCAAGAGGCUGGGCUCCAGCUACAGGGCGCUGCCCAAGAGCUACCAGCAGCCCAAGUGCACCGGAAGGACGCCGCUGUGCAGGGAGGUGCUGAAUGACACGUGGGUGUCGUUUCCAUCGUGGUCCGAAGAUUCAACCUUCGUGAGCUCCAAGAAGACUCAGUACGAGGAGCACAUUUACAGAUGUGAGGACGAGCGCUUCGAGCUGGACGUGGUGCUGGAGGCCAACCUGGCCACGAUACGAGCCCUGGAGACGGUGCAGCGGAGGAUCUCCCGCAUGUCGGCGGAGGAGCAGCUGCGCUUCAAGCUGGACAACACCAUGGGCGGCUCCUCCGAGGUGAUCCACCGCAAGGCCAUCCAGAGGAUAUACGGGGACAAGGCGCACGACAUCAUCGACGGACUCAAGAAGAACCCGGCCGUGUCGGUCCCCAUCGUGCUGAAAAGAUUAAAGAUGAAGGAGGAGGAGUGGAGAGAAGCCCAGAGAGGCUUCAACAAGAUCUGGAGGGAGCAGAAUGAAAAGUAUUACCUGAAGUCUCUCGACCACCAAGGCAUCAACUUCAAGCAGAAUGACACCAAGGUGUUGCGUUCAAAGACCUUGCUCAAUGAAAUCGAGAUGCUGUAUGACGACCGCCAGGAGCGAGCGUCGGAGGAAGCGGCCGCGCCGCCACUCAGCGGCCCCCACCUGACCCAGACCUACGACGACAGCCAGAUCCUGGAGGACGCCGCCGCCCUCAUCAUCCACCACGUCAAGAGACAGGUGGGCAUCCAGAAAGAGGACAAGUACAAGAUCAAGCAGAUCAUCCACCACUUCAUCCCCGACCUUCUGUUCGCGCGGCGCGGCGAGCUCUCCGACGUGGAGGAUGAGGAGGAGGAGGAGGACGAAGAGGAGGAGGAAGAAGACAUGGAGUUGGACCCCGACGGCCCCAAGAAGCACAACGGCCUGCCGGGCGCCAGCCCGUCAAAGUCCAAGCUCCUCUUCGGCAACGCGGCGGCCCAGAGGGCGCGGGGCGCCGAGGACGCCUACAGCGUCUUCUUUGUCAACAACUACUGGUACAUCUUCCUCCGUCUGCACCACAUCCUCUGCUCCCGUCUGCUGCGGAUCUACGGCCAGGCCGAGAAGCAGAUCGAGGAGGACGCCCGCGAGAGGGAGUGGGAGAGAGAAGUUCUGGGGCUCAAACGGGAGAAGAACGACAACCCAGCAAUCCAACUGAAGAUGAAGGAGCCAUUGGAUGUGGACGUGGAGGACUAUUACUCAGUGUUUCUGGAGAUGGUGCGUAAUCUGCUGGACGGGAACAUGGAGCCGACUCAUUACGAGGACUCCCUGAGGGAAAUGUUCACCAUCCACGCCUACAUCGCCUUCACCAUGGACAAGCUCAUCCAGAGCAUCGUCCGGCAGCUCCAGCACCUCGUCACCGACGACGUGUGUUCGCGCGUCACCGACAUGUACCUGAGCGAAAGUGCCAACAAGGCCACGGGGGGGCCUCAGUCCACGCAGACGUCCCGGGCCGCGGCGGAGGGGGCCUACCAGCGCAAAGCCGAGCAGCUGAUGACGGACGAGAACUGCUUCAAGUUGCUGUUUGCGAAGAACCGAGGAGCCGUCAGUCUGUCGAUGGAGCUGCUGGACACGGAGGAGGAGAACUCGGACGAGCCGGCGGAUGCAGAGAGGUGGUCGGACUACGUGGGCAGAUACCUCAACUCCGACUCUGCGUCCCCGGAGCUGCGCGACCACCUGUCCCAGAAGCCCGUGUUCCUCCCCAGGAACUUGAGGCGGAUCAGGAAGUGCCAGAGGGGCUGGGAGCGGCUGCAGCAGCAGCGGAUGAAGACGGCGCCCUCGGAGAAGCCUCCGGACGGCGAGCUGGAGCUGGAGAGGCCGUGCAUGUUCAAGCUCAACUCCUACAAGAUGGUCUACGUGUGCAAGUCGGAGGACUACAUGUACCGCCACACGGCGCUCACACGCGCCCAUCAGUCCCAGCAGCGGGUCAACACGCGCCUGCACCGGCGCUUCCACACGUGGCUCGGCGGCUGGGCCGAGGAGCACGUGAGCGCCGACACGGCCGCCGACAACCGCAAGUGGCUGAUGGGAGAGCGGCGAGAGGGCCUGCUGCCCUGCACCACCACCCGCUGCCCCGAGGUGCUCCACUACAUCCCCGUCAACAGGUACCGGGUGACGUACAGAACGCUGUAGGCUCCGCCCCCUUCUCUUCUGCCCGCCAUGGCGUGCACGCCGGGUAGCCCCCGCGAAGGGAUUCCUGCGCAGUCGGAAGCCAAAAAAAUCCCGGGAACUUUGUGCAGCCUCUUUGAAGCUCGCGCUGUAGUUUCUGUGAAGGAGACGCGUCGCCGUCAACAAAGAAGCCAGAAUUAUAUUACAUUACAUUAUAUUACACGCAGGUUCUUUUUAAUUUAUUUUUUAAUGUAUCACACUCCUCCUCCUUUUGAAGAAAUUCACAAUUGGAACAACAAAGGUGGUCGUAAGCAUUUCAUUCUUUUGAGAACCACAACAGACACAGAAAAAACGGCCUCAGUGCGGGUUUCCAUGGCAACGGGUUCAGCCUGUUUUUUUGUUUAGGUAAAGGUGCAGUGAGGCACUAUAUAUAUAAUAUAUAUAUAUAAUAUAUAUAUAUAUAUAUAUAUAUAUGCUCUGCAGCAGUGUGUAUAUACCGUGUACGAUAAUUUAUGGCCGCCCAAACAUUUCUGUGUAAAUAUGUUGUUUACAUCUAGAUCUCUUUUUGUUCCUUUUAAUCCGAUGGCAUCGACGUGUAGCAUUAACACACAAGCGCGCGCACGCACACAUUGUGAAUCAGCCUUUAGCUAAAUGCGCAGAACACUCUGUGUUUGGUGGAGAAAAUGUCCUUUUUUAUACCUUCAGUCUUUGGCCUCGGCGUCACUCGUGGUUUUGAGAUGAUUGAAUGUAGCAGAGCUGUAAUCUUCUUAUUAAAAGUAUAUGUUGUUUCACAUGUACUGAAGCCCAAACCGUACCUUUUUCCUCGUCUUCAAACUUUACCAAAUGGUCGAUCUUCCCUCCCAGUGUGUGUGUUUGUGUACAGACGGUCUGCAUUAGAACCUCAGUCAUGUGACCUGCGUGCAGUUCACAGGUGAAGCAAACAAGCAAUAACGGCUCCUCUGUUUGUGUUUCUGGCUGAAAUACAGACACAAAUGUGAAUGUUGGAUUCCCUUUUGCAAAGAGGGACGUAAACAAAGCAUUUUUAUUGCCUUUUCUCGUCCUGCAGCUUGUUAAAUGAAAGUAGAAUGCGCCCCAGUGGUACCGCAGGUGAUGUUAGACGCCUUCGGGAGGGUGUGAAGUUCUGUGUUUCUCCACAUUUGAUUCAUCAAUGGAAGCGGACGCUACCAGCUACAGACAAUCCUGCAGACAGUUUAAUACUUUUUACUUUUGUAUUUACUGCGUUUUAAUAAGGAGAACCACAGGACGUCCCCCGGGGAGAUGCUUGUACAUAAAGACAUUGUUUGUACCUCGUUUUAAUGUGACUUUUAAGAUGUUGUACAUGAGUGUUAGUUUGGUGUUUGGCAUUAAACUCCUUUUGAAUCCACACAAACUCGCUCCAACGCUUCC